AUGGCAACUACAAAGCCCUCAAAACAAUCUGUUGAGUCCAAGACGAGGAGUUCUAGUUUCUUAACCCUAAUUAGCAGCGAGCAGGAGUUGAACGAGGCUGUCAAAGAAGCAGAGUAUUUUUGUCCCUUGGUGUUGAAGGGGUUGUUGCAACUUGGCAGAGGAGGAGAAAGUGACAUUCCACAAGAUAUGCAGCAGAUUUUGUCACAAUUUCAGGAACUACUUUCUGAAAAGCUGCCAAACGAGUUACCACCUAUGCGGGACAUACAACACCGAAUUGACUUGGUGCCGGGAGCUAGCCUUCGGAAUCUGCCCCAUUAUCGGAUGAGCCCCAAGGAGAAUGACAUCCUGAGAGAGCAGAUUGAAGAAUUAUUGCAGAAGGGAUUUAUCAGGGAGAGCUUGAGUCCCUGCGCAGUUCCAGUUUUGUUGGUUCCAAAGAAAGACAAAACUUGGCGAAUGUGUGUUGAUAGCCGAGCAAUCAACAAGAUAACAGUCAAGUACAGGUUUCCCAUUCCACGGUUGGAGGAUAUGCUGGAUGUUCUUGGCGGCUCAAGGGUGUUUUCCAAGAUAGAUUUGCGAAGCGGUUACCACCAGAUUCGCAUCAGACCUGGCGACGAAUGGAAAACAGCGUUCAAGAGCAAGGACGAAUUAUUUGAAUGGUUGGUGAUGCCAUUCGGAUUGUCUAAUGCGCCUAGCACUUUCAUGAGACUCAUGAAUCAGGUUCUUCGACCAUUUAUUGGUUCUUUUGUCGUAGUUUAUUUCGAUGACAUUUUAAUUUACAGCACCACAAAAGAAGAACAUCUUGUGCAUUUGAGACAAGUCUUAGAUGUUUUGAGAGAAAACAAGCUGUAUGUGAACCUAAAAAAAUGUACUUUCUGCACAAAUAAGCUACUGUUCUUGGGUUUUGUUGUUGGUGAGAAUGGUAUCCAGGUAGAUGACGAGAAGAUCAAGGCAAUCCUUGACUGGCCAGCUCCAAAGACAGUCUCUGAAGUUCGAAGUUUCCAUGGUUUGGCCACCUUUUACAGAAGAUUUGUGAGGAAUUUCAGCUCCAUUGUUGCACCUAUCACAGAGUGUUUGAAGAAAGGCCGGUUCAGCUGGGGAGAGGAGCAAGAGAGAAGUUUUGCAGAUAUAAAAGAAAAGCUUUGCACCGCGCCGGUUCUAGUCUUCCAAACUUUGAGAAAGUAUUCGAAGUUGAGUGUGAUGCCAGCAGCGUGGGAGUCGGAGCUGUGCUUUCACAAGACAAGCGGCCAGUUGCAUUCUUUUCUGAAAAGCUGA
This is a messenger RNA of Prunus armeniaca (apricot), 1272 nucleotides long. The record is from the annotation of a GenBank genome assembly. Lineage: Eukaryota; Viridiplantae; Streptophyta; Magnoliopsida; Rosales; Rosaceae.